CAUGUUGCCAUUCCUGCAAGUACUGAACAAGUAUGGGAUUUGACUAUUAUCCUCCUAAAUAAAUGAAUUACUCAGUCUUCUGGGACCAUCUAUACAUACGUCAUCUUCACAAAAGCUAUCAAUAUUGUAUCACCAAGAAGAUAGUGACCGGCUUUCCUCCAAUAUGCAUGAACUUUUUGGACAAUGCACUUGGGGCACUGACACUUAUUUCCAUGAAGACAAACUCUGUGGUUCCAUGGCAUUUAUCAUUCGACACAUGCAAGUGCUUUCCUAAUCCAUCAGAUCUUUCGGAACUCACUAGCAGUGACUGUGGAAUCCUCAAGGGCCCGUUACAUUUUUGAAGAAGGAAGCUAAGAUGAAGGACACACCACUCCAAAUCCAUGUGCUGCUUGGCCUAGCCUUCACGACGUUAGUACAAGCUGUUGAUAAAAGAGUGGAUUGCCCACAGUUAUGUACGUGUGAAAUCAGACCUUGGUUUACACCCAGGUCCCUUUACAUGGAGGCCUCGACCGUGGAUUGUAAUGACUUAGGUCUUUUAAAAUUCCCAGCCAAAUUGCCUGCUGACACACAGAUUCUCCUCCUACAGACUAACAAUAUUGCAAAAAUUGAAUAUUCCAUAGACUUUCCGGUAAACCUUACUGGUCUGGACUUAUCGCAAAACAAUUUUUCCUCAGUCACUCAUAUUAACGUAAAAAAGAUGCCACAGCUUCUUUCCGUGUACCUAGAAGAGAACAAGCUGACGGAGCUGCCUGAAAAAUGUCUGUCUGGGUUGAGCAAUUUACAAGAGCUCUAUAUUAAUCACAACCUGCUUUCUACCAUUUCACCUGGAGCUUUUAUUGGCCUCCAUAAUCUUCUUCGACUUCAUCUCAAUUCAAAUAGAUUGCAGAUGAUCAGCAGCGAGUGGUUCGACGCACUGCCCAAUUUGGAGAUCCUGAUGAUUGGGGACAAUCCAAUCAUCCGAAUCAAAGACAUGAACUUUAAGCCGCUUAUCAACCUUCGCAGCCUGGUGAUAGCUGGCAUCAACCUUACGGAAAUACCAGAUAAUGCCUUGGUGGGGCUGGAAAACUUGGAGAGCAUCUCUUUUUACGACAACCGGCUUAUGAAAGUACCCCAUGUUGCGCUUCAAAAAGUUAUCAACCUCAAAUUUCUGGAUCUAAAUAAAAAUCCCAUCCACAGGAUACGGAGAGGUGAUUUCAGCAAUAUGCUCCAUUUGAAGGAACUAGGGAUAAAUAACAUGCCUGACCUGAUUUCCAUCGACAGCCUGGCAGUGGAUAACCUGCCCGAUUUAAGGAAAAUCGAGGCCACUAACAACCCCAGAUUGUCUUACAUCCAUCCAAAUGCAUUUUUCAGACUGCCCAAGCUCGAGUCUCUCAUGCUUAACAGCAACGCCCUCAGUGCCCUGUACCAGGGGACCGUCGAGUCUCUGCCCAACCUCAAGGAAAUCAGCAUCCAUGGCAAUCCCAUCCGCUGUGACUGUGUCAUACGCUGGAUUAACAUGAACAAAACCAACAUUCGGUUCAUGGAGCCGGACUCCCUGUUCUGUGUGGACCCCCCUGAGUUCCAGGGUCAGAAUGUUCGACAAGUGCAUUUCCGGGAAAUGAUGGAAAUCUGCCUCCCUCUCAUAGCUCCCGAGAGCUUCCCCCCCACGAUGGAUCUAGAAGCUGGGAGCUACAUCUCCUUACACUGCAGGGCCACGGCAGAGCCCCAGCCUGAAAUCUACUGGAUCACACCGUCUGGCCAAAAACUCCUGCCUAACACUCUGACAGAUAAGUUUUAUGUCCAUGCUGAAGGCACUUUAGAGAUAAGCGGGAUCACCUCCAAAGAGGGGGGAUUAUACACUUGUAUAGCAACCAAUCUGGUUGGUGCUGACUUGAAGUCUAUAAUGAUCAAAGUGGAUGGUUCUUUCCCCCAGGAUAAAAAUGGGUCUUUGAACAUUAAAAUAAAAGACGUUCAGGCCAAUUCUGUUCUGGUGGCUUGGAAAGCAAGUUCUAAAAUUCUCAAAUCCAGUGUGAAGUGGACAGCCUUUGUCAAGUCUGAAAACUCUCAUGCUGCCCAAAGUGCUCGGAUCCCAUCUGAUGUCAAGCUGUAUAAUCUUACUCGUCUGAAUCCAUCAACUGAGUACAGAAUUUGCAUUGACAUUCCAACCAUCUACCAGAAAAGCAGGAAACAAUGUGUCAACGUCACCACCAGAGGUUUGGACCUCGAAAACAAGAAGUCAGAGAAGAGCACCACUGCAGCAUUCAUCGCCUGCCUGUGUGGCUUCCUGGGGAUUAUUGGUGUGAUAUGUCUUGUCAACUGGGCCAUUCAAGAUAUCAGUAGUGAGGAUGGAAGUAUCUAUAUGACAAAUUAUUUACAGAAACCAACCUUGGCAUUCAGCGAGUUCUACCCUCCUCUAAUCAACCUCUGGGAUGCAGGCAAAGAAAAAACUUCCGCACUGGAAGUAAAAGCAACUGUUAUAGGCGUGCCAACAAAUCUAUCCUAA
Molecule: messenger RNA, 2482 nt
Organism: Elephantulus edwardii (Cape elephant shrew)
Lineage: Eukaryota; Metazoa; Chordata; Mammalia; Macroscelidea; Macroscelididae
Gene: LRRN3
Product: leucine rich repeat neuronal 3
Exons: 1
Coding region: 356-2482 (708 amino acids)
Molecular function (GO): protein binding
Source: RefSeq, a predicted model, not a curated record